Molecule: messenger RNA, 759 nt
Organism: Aspergillus piperis CBS 112811
Lineage: Eukaryota; Fungi; Ascomycota; Eurotiomycetes; Eurotiales; Aspergillaceae
Exons: 2
Coding region: 93-449 (118 amino acids)
Source: RefSeq, a predicted model, not a curated record
AAUCAUCACAUAUCUUUGAUAUCGCAUAACAACAGCACGACUGCAGACCUUCCUCACCCAACAGCUCUUCAAUAUUACCACCAGUGCCCAUCAUGCAUUUUCUGCUCCUCUUGUUCUUGGGGCUGCUGCAAUUAGUCUCUGCAGCCAGAUCCGGCACCUAUUAUGCCGGCUGGCCUGUCGGUGAUAGCACAUGGAAGACAACCGAUACCGUCUUUCAGCGAGAGACGGGCAUCUCCAGGUACCGCCUGUUCCAGGCUGACGGACUGAUUUAUAAGUAUCAGCUCGAUUUUGACGUCACCGAAAGACAAGGCGAAUACGCAAGUACCUACGUGUUUUUUGACUCAGAAGGGGACGAGUAUUACAAGGUGGUCUUUGUCACCGGCACUCAUACCCUCAACUUUAAUAGUGGGGACCCUUAUAUUCAGCAGGUCAAGGUUGUCGAGGAUUAGAAUGACCCCCCCGUUCGUGGAGGAUUGAAUAAGCUGAUUUCUUGCCUUAUUGGGUACCCUCCAAUUCUGGCACAUAUCACCAGACAGUGUGCUUUAGUUUUGGUACUGGUGGAACGAGGGGAAUUUCUUGGGUAUGUUCGAAUGCGAAUGGUGGCCACAGUGGAAGAUAGUCCAAGAGGGAAGCAAGAUCGAAGUUGUGGAGAGGGGUUGGGGGAAUGAGUAGUGAUACCCAUUAGAAUUCUAACGCAAGGUCAUUGGGUCUCAGAAUGUGGCGCUCGCAAAGACAGUAAAGAUUCUAUUGGCAUUUUCA